Molecule: messenger RNA, 5710 nt
Organism: Neopsephotus bourkii (Bourke's parrot)
Lineage: Eukaryota; Metazoa; Chordata; Aves; Psittaciformes; Psittacidae
Gene: PTPRT
Product: protein tyrosine phosphatase receptor type T
Exons: 34
Coding region: 101-4450 (1449 amino acids)
Biological process (GO): protein dephosphorylation
Cellular component (GO): membrane
Molecular function (GO): protein tyrosine phosphatase activity; protein binding
Source: RefSeq, a predicted model, not a curated record
UUGUUCGUUUGAUGAGCACUACAGUAAUUGUGGUUAUAGUGUGGCCUUGGGAACCAAUGGAUUUACCUGGGAGCAGAUCAAUACCUGGGAAAAGCCAACGAUGGAUCCUGCUGUCCCAACUGGCUCCUUCAUGAUGGUGAACAGCUCUGGGCGAGCAUCUGGACAGAAAGCUCACCUGCUCUUGCCUACACUGAAGGAAAAUGACACCCACUGCAUUGACUUCCACUAUUACCUGUCCAGCCGAGACCGUUCGAGUCCUGGCUCUCUGAACGUCUAUGUGAAGGUGAAUGGAGGACCACAGGGCAAUCCCAUAUGGAAUGUCUCGGGGGUUGUUACAGAAGGAUGGGUGAAAGCAGAACUUGCCAUCAGUACGUUCUGGCCACAUUUUUAUCAGGUGAUAUUUGAGUCUGUCUCUUUGAAAGGACACCCAGGGUACAUAGCUGUGGAUGAAGUCAGAGUUCUCGCCCAUCCAUGCAGAAAAGCACCUCAUUUCCUCCGGCUGCAGAACGUGGAGGUGAACGUGGGACAGAAUGCGACAUUCCAGUGCAUUGCUGGAGGGAAGUGGUCACAGCAUGACAAGCUCUGGCUCCAGCAAUGGAAUGGAAGGGACACAGCACUGAUGGUCACUCGAGUGGUCAACCACAGGCGCUUUUCUGCCACGGUGAGCGUGGCUGAUACCUCCCAGCGCAGCAUCAGCAAGUACCGCUGCGUCAUUCGCUCCGACGGUGGAUCUGGAGUUUCCAAUUAUGCAGAAUUAAUAGUCAAAGAGCCCCCAACUCCCAUUGCCCCCCCUGAGCUGCUGGCUGUCGGUGCCACGUACCUGUGGAUCAAACCCAACGCCAACUCCAUCAUUGGAGAUGGGCCCAUCAUACUGAAAGAGGUGGAGUACCGGACGACCACUGGGAAUUGGGCUGAAACACACAUUGUAGACUCUCCUAAUUACAAGCUCUGGCAUUUGGACCCUGAUGUGGAGUACGAGAUCCGGGUGCUGCUCACUCGCCCUGGAGAAGGAGGCACCGGCCCCCCUGGACCACCACUCACAACAAGGACUAAGUGUGCAGAUCCUGUCCAUGGACCACAGAAUGUGGAAGUGGUUGAUAUCCGCUCCCGGCAGCUGACGUUGCAGUGGGAACCCUUUGGCUAUGUGGUGACCCGCUGCCACAGCUACAAUCUCACCGUCCAGUACCAGUAUGUGUUUAACCAGCAAAAGUUCGAGGCAGAGGAACUCAUCCAAACCUCGUCCCACUACACCUUGCGAGGUCUCCGGCCCUUCAUGACCAUCAGGCUGCGGUUGGCCCUCUCGAACCCUGAGGGUAAAAUGGAGAGUGAGGAGCUGGUUGUGCAGACGGAGGAGGAUGUUCCUGGACCCGUUCCCUUGGAAUCCAUCCAGGGAGGACCUUUUGAAGAGAAGAUCUAUGUUCAGUGGAAGCCUCCAAAUGAGACAAAUGGCAUCAUUACACUCUAUGAGAUCACAUACAAGGCCGUUGGGUCUCUGGAUCCCAGUGCUGACCUGUCCAGCCAAAGAGGGAAAGUCUUCAAGCUAAGGAAUGAAACACAUCACCUCUUUGUAGGAUUAUACCCAGGGACCACGUAUUCAUUCACCAUCAAAGCCAGCACAGUCAAGGGCUUCGGGCCACCCAUCACAACACGGAUUGCAACCAAGAUUUCAGCACCAUCAAUGCCAGAGUACGACACAGACUCACCCCUGAAUGAGACUGACACGACCAUCACCGUCAUGCUGAAGCCUGCUCAGUCCCGGGGUGCUCCUGUCAGUGUCUAUCAACUAGUGGUCAAGGAGGAGAAGCUGCAGAAAGCACGGAGAGCUGCAGACAUCAUAGAGUGCUUCUCUGUCCCAGUGAGCUACAAGAACGCUUCCAGUCUGGACUCACCACACUACUUUGCAGCAGAGCUGAAACCCAUCAACCUGCCCGUCACUCAGCCCUUCACAGUGGGUGACAACAAAACCUACAAUGGCUACUGGAAUGCUCCACUUUCUCCCCUGAAAAGCUACAGCAUAUACUUCCAGGCUCUGAGCAAGGCAAAUGGAGAAACAAAAAUCAACUGUGUCCGGCUGGCAACCAAAGCAGUAAUGGGUAGGCAACAAGUGACCACGCGAAACCCGCCCAGCAUCUUGAGCACAGGAGCUUCCACCCAGAAUUCCAACGCAGUGGAACCAGAAAAACAAGUUGACAGCACGGUGAAAAUGGCUGGAGUUAUAGCUGGUCUGCUGAUGUUUGUUAUUAUCCUCCUGGGAGCAAUGCUUACCAUCAAGAGAAGAAGAAAUGCAUAUUCCUACUCCUACUACUUGCAUUCAAGCCAGUGUUUUAGGGGCCUCUCUGUCUUCUACAGGACCAGGAAGCUAGCCAAGAAGCAGAAGGAGACUCAGACCAGCACGCAGAGGGAGAUGGGUCCCAUGGCUACUUCUGACAAGACCUGUACCAAACUCAGUGCUGUUCACAAUGAAGAAGCUUUCUCUUCCAGCUGCCAAGAUGUUAAUGGAUUCACAUCACCCUCUCCUUGUUCAUUUUCUGUCCAAAGCAAAACCCUUCAGAGCAAAUCUUUGUUGAAUUCCUACUACUCAGUAUCAUCAGACACUGUUCCAUCGACAACGCUGUUAGACAGUAGCCAUGGAGAGAUGACCCAGCCAACCCUGACUAUCCAGACCCACCCGUUCCGGAGCUGCGAGCCGGUGGAAAUGUCCUACCCCCGGGGGCAGUUCCAGCCAGCCAUCCGAGUGGCCGACCUGCUGCAGCACAUCACCCAGAUGAAGCGAGGACAGGGCUAUGGAUUUAAAGAGGAGUAUGAGGCACUACCCGAGGGGCAGACAGCAUCCUGGGAUACAGCCAAGGAAGACGAAAACCGCAAUAAGAACAGAUACGGAAACAUAAUCUCCUAUGAUCAUUCAAGAGUGAGAUUGCAGCUGCUGGAUGGGGACCCUCACUCGGACUACAUAAACGCCAAUUACAUAGACGGGUACCACCGGCCUCGCCAUUACAUUGCAACUCAAGGGCCUAUGCAAGAGACAGUGAAGGAUUUCUGGAGAAUGAUCUGGCAAGAAAACUCCGCAAGUGUGGUCAUGGUCACCAACUUGGUGGAAGUGGGCAGGGUAAAAUGUGUUCGGUACUGGCCAGAUGACACAGAGGUCUAUGGAGAUAUUAAAGUCACAUUGAUUGAAACAGAACCGUUGGCAGAGUAUGUCAUACGCACAUUUACUGUGCAGAAGAAAGGCUACCAUGAGAUCCGAGAGAUUCGGCAGUUCCACUUCACCAGCUGGCCAGACCACGGUGUUCCCUGCUAUGCCACCGGCCUCCUGGGCUUCGUUCGCCAAGUGAAGUUCCUCAAUCCCCCAGAAGCAGGACCCAUUGUUGUGCACUGCAGUGCAGGGGCUGGGAGAACAGGGUGCUUCAUUGCCAUCGACAUCAUGCUCGACAUGGCAGAGAAUGAAGGCGUGGUGGAUAUAUUUAACUGUGUGCGAGAGCUGCGAUCCCAAAGAGUCAAUCUGGUGCAGACAGAGGAGCAGUAUGUGUUUGUCCAUGAUGCCAUUUUGGAGGCAUGUCUCUGUGGCAACACAGCCAUUCCAGUUUGUGAGUUCAGAUCCAUAUAUUACAACAUCAGCCGACUAGAUCCACAGACCAAUUCCAGCCAGAUAAAGGAUGAGUUUCAGACUCUCAAUAUCGUGACACCGCGUGUGCGGCCAGAGGAUUGCAGCAUCGGCCUCCUGCCCAGGAACCACGACAAGAACCGCUGCAUGGAUGUGCUGCCCUUGGACCGCUGCCUGCCUUUCCUCAUCUCCGUGGAUGGCGAAUCCAGUAACUACAUCAAUGCUGCACUCAUGGAUAGCCACAAGCAACCUGCUGCCUUUAUUGUCACCCAACACCCUCUGCCCAACACCGUAGCAGACUUCUGGAGGCUGGUGUUUGAUUAUAACUGCUCCUCUGUGGUGAUGCUGAACGAGAUGGAUGCAGCACAGCUCUGCAUGCAGUACUGGCCAGAGAAAACUUCCUGUUGUUACGGCCCAAUUCAAGUAGAGUUUGUUUCAGCAGACAUUGAUGAAGAUAUCAUCAAUCGGAUAUUCCGGAUCUGCAACAUGGCCAGGCCGCAGGAUGGGUACCGCAUAGUUCAGCAUCUGCAGUACAUUGGCUGGCCAGCAUACAGGGACACCCCUCCUUCCAAACGCUCCCUCCUCAAGGUGGUCAGAAGGUUGGAGAAGUGGCAAGAACAGUACGAUGGGAGAGACGGACGGACUGUUGUCCACUGCCUGAACGGCGGGGGACGCAGUGGCACCUUCUGUGCCAUCUGCAGCGUGUGUGAAAUGAUUCAACAGCAGAAUAUCAUUGAUGUGUUCCACAUAGUGAAAACGCUACGGAAUAACAAAUCCAACAUGGUGGAGUCAUUGGAACAGUAUAGAUUUGUAUACGAGGUUGCACUGGAAUACUUGAGUUCCUUUUAGCGCAGUGGAGGCAGGGGAGCCUCUGGAAUGCCAGACCCCAAUCUCUGGCCAAUGCUUCUCCCCUCUCCCACACUGGAAGGCAGUGACAAGUGUGGAAAGGAAAACCUCUCCUUCCCAGAGCAAGAGACUGAGACUGCAUAGACCUGUCUGGAUGGAGGAGCCGAUGCCUGUGUCUGCAGCUGCCUGCUUUCCCUCGAACAUCUCCUGCUUCGUAAAUAACCUCCUGUAAGAAUUAGCAACAUGGGAAACAGGCUCAAGACUGGACCUCCCAAUCCCCUCUGACUUCUCUCCUCUUUGGGAUUGUAUUUUUGCUCUCCUUGCUGCAGAGUGGGGAAGGAACGAAACCCUGAAGAAAUUCUCUUCUCAGUGUCUCUUUUUUAAUUUAUAAAUUUGUUCUCAAAUCCCAGCCUCUAAGUUUUUUAAUUCCAUGCAGCAGUCAUUUGGGACAAAUGAGAUAGCCAUAGGGGACAUUGGAAAUGGUUCAUUACCAUUUGUCUGUCUUCCCUAUUUAUUUGUUUUUCCAAAUGAAAAGGCCAACACAAGAGAAAAAAAAAACCCAACCCAACCCACCAACACUGGAAUUCUCAUGUGUAGUUCCUUCUAGCAUGAAAACAGAUGGUGGACAUGAGAAGCUGUUCAUGGAUUCACUGCCUUGGCUUCUACCUAGAUGUUUCCUCCCAGUUUCUGCUAGGCUCCCAAGGCUGUGCAUGAACCGGUUCCAGCUCUGGUCUGCGUUCCUUUCAGUGCUGGUGAAGCAAUACCAGGAAUGAGUUUCCCAGGCACUUGAACCUUAAGGUUAAAUAUUUGCAUCAAACAAAUUGCAUUUGUCUUGCAAUUGGUAACUUUGUUACCAUGUUUUUCAAGUAUUUGCUGGGGUACAGUGUGUUUGACGAACAGGGUAUACAGUAGGUAUUAUUGAUCAUAUACUAUGUAUUGCUAUUUCUUAUUUAUAACUUGUAUUGCUGUACAAUACAAACUCGGGACCCCUAGUCACGACAGGACCCUGCUGAACUAGGCACUGUGCAAACAGAGGACAAAGAAGGUUCCUGCUCAGGAGCUUCUGAAGAUAAGUCUUAAAAUUGGGCUUGCUCAAGAUUUCCUCACUAUUUCCAAACUGUUGUACAGUUAGAUGCAGUUGAGUGAUUUAUUCAGACCUCCUUAAAAACAGUAACCCAUCCCAGGUGCAGGAAAGGUGAUGUACAUACACAGAAACCUAUUCUGGCAUGUGCUAAGGAAGGGUUAGACCAGCAACUCCCCUUC